CAGGUGCGCUGGCAUGAGCGAGGAGCCCGUUGUCAACAAGAUAUACGAGGGUUACGUCAGCGGCGUGAAGGAUUUUGGGUGUUUCGUGGUGCUCAAGGGCGUUCAUGGGAACCGCGAGGGACUGGUUCACAUUUCCGACUUUCGACAGGACAACUUGAGGACGCUUCCCGAUUAUUUGAAGCGCAACCAGCGGGUCUUGGUCAAGGUAAAGAGUUAUUCUGGGAAGCGGAUGAGCCUUUCGAUCAAGGAGGUGGACCAGCGCACGGGCGAGGACUUGUUGCCGACGAUUCCCAAUUUUCAAUAUCGAGAUCGCAUGCAGCAGUUGAGGGACGAGUUCUUUCCGGUGGGCGCGUCUAGACUGCUGGAAGACGCCGACAAGGAGCAGGACCACGAGGCGGAGAAGCAGAAGGCGUUGGCGCUGCUUCGGGACGAUCGCGGUCCUAGACGGGCGAAGCAGCGCAUUUCCUCUCCUGAUUUGUUUGAGUGGGUACAACUUGCGCGCACGGGCGCGGUGGAGCUCGAGGAGCAGCCUUAUUACGACGAGGAGUACGGCGUGUCUCUGCACCCGGAGAGGGACGAGAACUUGGUCGAGCAGGACGUGGAGCUCAACGAGGACAUACCGAUGUUCUUGCGCGCCUACGUCGGUCAGGCUGGUCGGUUGUCGCCGGCGAAGAUAGUCAAGAAUCCGCACGGAUCGCUCCAUUGGGCCACCUUGACUCAGUCCGCGUUGGCGAAGGAGAGGCGCGAGAUGCGAGACGCAAAGAACAACGCGCUGCUUGACAGCAUGCACCGCGACAGCAACUAUUCCUUGAGGGAGGAUCCCAUCUACGAGUUGAACAGCAGACAGGCCAUAGACGCGUUCAUGAAGCAGCCCGCCGCGGACAUCCCCGAGUGGAAGAGGUCGACCUUCGGAUUGGCGACCAAGCUCGGUUGGACGACGAGCAUGAGCAUUCAAGAGCAGCGCCGGUCUCUGCCGGUGUACGCGUUUCGAGAAAAGUUGCUCGAGGCGAUUUCGAACAACAGAAUUCUGAUCGUGGUCGGGGAGACCGGCAGCGGCAAGACGACUCAGCUGACCCAAUACCUGGACGAGUCCGGGUACUCGCUGCGAGGCCGCAUCGGGUGCACUCAGCCCCGCCGCGUCGCGGCGACGUCCGUGGCGCAGCGCGUGUCGGAGGAGGUCGGGUGCAGGCUCGGCGAGAAAGUGGGGUACAGCAUCCGCUUCGAAGACAUGACUUCCCCCGAAACGUGCAUCAAGUACAUGACCGACGGCAUGCUGCUCCGCGAGUGUCUGGUCGACCCGGACCUGAAGCAGUACUCGGCGAUCAUCUUGGACGAGGCGCACGAACGCAGCAUUCACACGGAUGUGUUGAUGGCGCUGAUGAAACAGGCGAUCCUGAGGAGGCCGGACCUGAAGCUGAUCGUGACCUCGGCCACGUUGGAUGCCGAGAAAUUUUCCAAGUACUUCAUGGACUCGCCGAUUUUCACCAUCCCGGGACGCACCUAUCCGGUGGAAAUCCUCUGGACUCGCGAGCCGGAGACCGACUACCUCGACGCCGCGCUGAUCACCGUGCUGCAAAUACACAUCAACGAGCCCCCGGGAGACAUCCUGGUCUUCCUGACGGGACAAGAGGAAAUCGACACCGCCUGUCAGGUCCUGUACGAACGCAUGAAAAAGCUCGGCUCGGACCUGCCGGAACUCCUGAUCUUGCCCAUCUACUCUGCGCUGCCCUCCGAGAUGCAGUCCAGGAUCUUCGAGCCCGCGCCCCCGGGCGCUCGAAAGGUAAUCAUCGGGACGAACAUCGCGGAGACGUCCGUCACCAUCGACGGCAUAUACUACGUCAUCGACCCCGGGUUCGUGAAGCAGAAGGUCUACAACCCCAAGACGGGGAUGGACGCCCUGAUCGUCUGUCCGAUCUCGAAGGCGCAGGCGAAACAGCGCAGCGGACGCGCCGGAAGAACCGGCCCCGGCAAGUGCUACCGACUCUACACGGAGGCGGCAUACAACAACGAAAUGCUGGAUUCUCCAGUUCCGGAAAUCCAGCGCACCAACCUCGCCAACACAGUGCUGACGAUGAAGGCGCUGGGCAUCAACGAGCUGUUCAACUUCGACUUCAUGGACAAGCCCGCCGAGGCGCAGCUCUUCUCGGCGAUGAACACGCUCUACACGCUGGGCGCGCUGGACGAGGAGGGCCUGCUGACUCGUCUCGGGCGAAAAAUGGCCGACUUUCCACUCGACCCGCAGCUCGCCAAAAUGCUGCUCACCUCGGUCGAGCUGGGCUGCAGCGAGGAAGUGCUGAGCAUCGUCGCCAUGCUGAGCGUGCACAACGUAUUCUACCGACCCAAAGACAAGGCGCAGCUAGCCGACCAGAAGCGAAGCAAGUUCUUCCAGCCGGAAGGGGACCACCUGACCUUCCUGGCCGUCUACGAGGGGUGGAAGGCAUCGCGGUUCAGCAACCCGUGGUGCUACGAAAACUUCAUCCAGGCCAGGUCCAUGAGGAGAGCGCAGGAAGUCCGCAAACAGCUCCUGGCCAUGAUGGACCGCUACAAACUCGACAUCGUCUCCUGCGGCAAAAAUUACAACCAAGUUCGAAAAUCCAUCGUCUCCGGCUUCUUCGCCAACGCGGCCAAAAAGGACCCCCAGGAGGGCUACAAGACGACCGUCGAGGGGACCCCGGUGUACAUUCACCCGUCGUCGUCCCUUUUCCAGAAGAACCCGGACUGGGUCAUCUAUCACGAGCUCGUACAGACGACGAAGGAAUACAUGCGAGAAGUUACCGUGAUCGAGGCCAAGUGGCUAGGGGAAUUCGCCCCCAAGUUCUACAAGAUGGCGGACCCCAACAAGAUAACAAAAAGGAAGAAGCGAGAGCGACUCGAGCCUUUCUUCGACAAAUGGAGAGAACCGAACGAAUGGAGAUUGUCCAAAAGAAGAGGCUGAAGCCCCGAAUUUUUUUCGCGAAAGUGCCCGCGACAUCAUCGAAUUUCUCUCGACAGCGCUUGGAUCUACGCGAGCCGUCUCGCUCGCCGGCAAAUAAAGGGCGCCGGUACUCAGCUCUGAGUCAACUGUCCCUACCGCCCCGAAUUUUUUUUUUUUUUACA
Messenger RNA from Schistocerca gregaria, 3096 nucleotides. RefSeq names its product ATP-dependent RNA helicase dhx8-like. The transcript has a single exon. Gene Ontology annotation, biological process: spliceosomal complex disassembly. The record is from RefSeq and is a predicted model, not a curated record. Gene Ontology annotation, molecular function: ATP binding; RNA binding. Bases 14 to 2935 code for a protein of 973 amino acids. Gene Ontology annotation, cellular component: catalytic step 2 spliceosome; intracellular anatomical structure. Lineage: Eukaryota; Metazoa; Arthropoda; Insecta; Orthoptera; Acrididae.